UUGCAGCAACUCCUUGUUUUCCUUUUCCAAGCUAUUUCCAGAAAAUUACAACUUACUGUUUGCGUGACUCGACAACAAAACUUGGAAACUGACGUGAAUAUUAUAUUGUUCAUGGCUUGGCAUCAAUAAUUAGAAGUGCUGUUGAGCACGAGAAACUCAUUGAUCCGUAAUACUUCAUCAUGGCAUCCAAACCUUCGAUUUUACUUGCGUUCUUUGUCAUAACUCUGCUUCCUGCAGCCCAUUCAUUGCAGUGUUACCGCUGUGAAAAUAUCUACAAGAUCACAGAAUGUGCGCCUGACACUCCUGUGACCUGCGGUAGCUCUAGUAACAGAUGCGUCACGGCAAAGCUUUCCUACAAAAGCAACCAGACCGAACGAGGUGAGGUGGAGACGUUUUACAGAACAUGUACCACUAUGGCGGAAUGUAACAUUGCCACUGCUCCGUGCAAAGAUAUUAAGGACGCCAUCUGUGAAUACAAGUGCUGUGAAGAUGAUCUAUGCAACAACAGCGCUCGUUCUUCGAGCCAAGUCUUCCAUUUGCUGGUCUUCGCUUUUAUUGGGUUACUUUUACCAGCUUGAUCCUUGUAAACAGUGCAUUUUCCGGGUGUGUUUUAUAUCUUAGAUAUGAACAAUUUCAACAUUUCCAUCUAUUUUUUCGCUGAACUACUGCAUCUCUCCGUUAUGAAAUAAUCGGUUGUCUUAUUUCUUAUAUUAUCAGUAUCUAACUUUCAGGACCCAUCUUAUA
Stylophora pistillata is the source of this 744-nucleotide messenger RNA. RefSeq lists its product as uncharacterized. NCBI's taxonomy places the organism in Eukaryota, Metazoa, Cnidaria, Anthozoa, Scleractinia, Pocilloporidae. The record is from RefSeq and is a predicted model, not a curated record.